AUGAGUGGUCAGUCGCAUCCGAGAUUAUGCAAAAACAAUCCAUCAGGAAUGGUGACGGGCCGGACGGCAAUACUUUGCUGGAAGAGUGCAGAUUUCAUUUGUGAGGGCCACUUCAAAUGCAGCAGUGGUCCAUGCAUUCCAGAAAACCAGGUUUGUGACUGUUACUCGGAUUGUGCUGAUGGAUCUGAUGAAAGAAACUGCUCAACCACCCCGUCUAACAAGUGGAGAUGUGACAGUGGGAAGUGUAUCAAUCCCUGGGAUGUUUGUAAUGGUUAUAGGAAUUGUGAUGAUGAGUCUGAUGAAAAGAACUGCUUUGCUUCUUCACCUUGCUAUGGAAUCAUAUGUAAUUCAGGUGAAUGCAUAAAUGAUGACGCAAGAUGUGACUCGCACAUAGACUGUCCAGAUGGUUCUGAUGAACGUAAUUGUACAGGCAAUAUAUGUUCAGGUUAUGAGUUCCUGUGUGGAACAGGGCAUUGCAUCUCCACAUCACUUGUAUGCGAUGGUCGAGAAGAUUGUCCCGACGGUAAUGACGAAGAAGAUUGUAUCGUCUCUGCAGAGUGCAGAAAUUACCAAUGUACGUCUGGAGUAUGUUUUUACUAUCAUCAACUUUGUGAUGGAAUUUACCACUGUCAGGACCGCAAGGAUGAAAGUGCCUGCAUAAAUAUUACAUGUCCAUCCAGUCGACCUUUUAAGUGUGAUUCUGGCAAAUGUUUAUAUUCUUCAUCUAGGUGUGAUGGUUACAAACACUGUCUUGAUGGCAGUGAUGAGAUGAAUUGCUUAAAUGUAUCCUGUUCAGACCGGAAUACUUUCAAAUGCGGAUCAGGUGAAUGUAUUUACGAUUCCUUGGUCUGCGAUUAUCACCGUGACUGUAUGGACGGAAGUGACGAGAGAGGCUGCGACUGUCAGUAUAACCAAUUAAGAUGUGAUUCAGGUCACUGUAUUUCUAACGAUUCUCGCUGUAAUGGCAUUUGGGAGUGUUUGAGCGGCAAUGACGAGAAAGAAUGUGACAACUUUACUUGUCCUCCUCAUCGUCCAUUCAAAUGUGGGUCAGAUGUUUGCCUUUCAGACUACAUCUUUUGCAAUGAAGAGGCUGAUUGCCCCGGUGAUGUGCACGAAGUCUGCUUAAAUAGAACAUGCAGUGAUGAUAAAUACCAUUGUGCAUCUGGCGAAUGUGUUCAUGGAUACCAAUGCGAUGGUAGGAUGGACUGCAAAGACCGAAGCGAUGAGGCCAACUGCCAAGAUUUUGUGUGUCCUUCUAAUCGACCUUUUAAGUGUGGCUCAGGGGAGUGCAAGUUGCAAAAUCAAGUAUGCAAUGGAUAUCAAGAAUGCAAAGACGGAAGUGAUGAAAAAAAUUGCAGUAAGGAAACCAACCGAGCGUAAUUUCUAUUGACCGAAGCUCUGUCCGUGACGGGUAUGAAGAUUGUAGAAGUGGGAGUAAUGAGCUAGCAGGCUGAGAGAUGUUCUAUACUAAUAACUUAACAUCUGUAAUGAUACCGAAUGCCCCCCCCCCCCAACUGGAUUUGUGAUGGAUACGAAGACUGUCGUGAUGGAGAUGAUCAAGACUGCCAUACCUAUAUCAGGCAGUGCAAUUUGAAUCAGAUGAAAUGCACAUAUGACGAUCAAUGUAUACCCUCUAGUUACGUCUGUGACACUUACUUUGACUGUGGAGAUGGAGAAGAUGAGCAGAAUUGCUCCACAAACCACCGCUUUCCCCCUGAAUGAUUCUUUCACAUGAAAUGUAAUAGGUAUUUCUGCAAACAAGACAUCCAAUAUCAUCCCCUGAAGUUCUGAAUGUUUUCUCUUCCAAAUC
Messenger RNA from Penaeus vannamei (Pacific white shrimp), 1810 nucleotides. Lineage: Eukaryota; Metazoa; Arthropoda; Malacostraca; Decapoda; Penaeidae. The record is from RefSeq and is a predicted model, not a curated record.